CUGGUUGCCACUAAAGUGUAUAUGUCCUAUAACUCACAACAGUUCAUCAAUGUUAUGCAUGGCUAAUUUUGGUCAAAUCUGGUAUGUAUGGGUCACACAUGGUGUUUUAACAGCAGAGCUUUUUCCUGAUGGGCCCACAGCCUCCAAUCACCGGGCAUGACCGUAUUGCCACGCAGGGUACGACUGCGCAAAAUCUUCCUCCGCUGCAGGAAACGCAAGCGACUGCAGUCCAAGUAUCGGCCCCGAUCGUCGUCUCGAGUCCCUCAACGUCGUCAAAUUCUGCGCCGACGCAUCCCAGUGCAUCUUCUAGUCCCAGCGCGGGUCGCGAGACAUCCCAGGAACCUGUUGACUCUCUGAGCCUUCUCCCAAGCGGGAGGAGAGAGAGUCUUCGGGCCAUCGUGUGGAGGCUCGUUAGCUCCACGGGGGUCGCUCACCAGUCGAGCGGGAGCCAACACGGAGUGGUCGCCUACUGGCGACGGAGCGGCCUCGUAGAGGCGCGGGAGCGUCAAAACACGCGUCGAACACGCGUUCGCGGCACGUUCCGCAGGCGACGGUAAAGCCGGUCGCUCUAGGACGUGCGGGAGCGCGCGUAGC
Messenger RNA from Schizophyllum commune H4-8, 594 nucleotides. RefSeq lists its product as uncharacterized. The transcript has a single exon. NCBI's taxonomy places the organism in Eukaryota, Fungi, Basidiomycota, Agaricomycetes, Agaricales, Schizophyllaceae. Bases 129 to 557 code for a protein of 142 amino acids. The record is from RefSeq and is a predicted model, not a curated record.